This is a messenger RNA of Hibiscus syriacus, 653 nucleotides long. RefSeq lists its product as uncharacterized. The record is from RefSeq and is a predicted model, not a curated record. Lineage: Eukaryota; Viridiplantae; Streptophyta; Magnoliopsida; Malvales; Malvaceae. The transcript is spliced from 3 exons. The coding region runs from base 52 to 483 and encodes 143 amino acids.
UUUAUAACCUAUGCUUCGUCAUGUUCCAAAGUGUUAAACAUAAACACAGUGAUGUCUUCUCUUCCUUUGAUACCCCUCCAUCCAGGUAGCACAAGAUCAAUGUCUGUAAUAAGCUCUGUUCCUUUUCAUGUUCCAGUUACAACAUAUAAACCAGUUAUCAAACAUGCCAACAAGAUCGUUAUGAAUAAACAGAGUGAAGUUCCUGACAAGAAAGCUUACACAAAUCAGACCAGAUCAUUCUCCAACAAGGUUUUCGAGGAUCAGUCCCAGGGUGUAAUAUGCUAUAGAGAUGAAAAUGGAGAAAUUGUUUGCGAAGGGUAUGAUGAAGGCCCUCGUUGCCCACGACAGUUUCCGGGAGCAUCGUAUCAUUCGAGAGAUGCUGAGAUCCUUGAUCUUCUUCAAGAUAGAUGGCUUCAAAUACUUAAUGGUGGCGGAUUAAGCAGGGCUAAUAAAGGUGUUAGCAUUGUGCAAGAUGACUCCUAGUGGAUUGAAUUUAACAAGUUCCAGUAUCAGAAAGCUUCUCUCUUACCAGAUUCCACAGAUUUCAGGAAAUAAUUGUUUCUACAAGAAAGAUCAAGUAUUAGAGAUCGUAUAUAGAUAACUAGAACAUCUCCGUCUUAUAAUCACUUUGUUUUUGUACUCUGAUUAUCAAA